AUGUAUAAGCGGAUCAAACAGGUGUACCUGGGUCCAGCAUGUGACGUCUAUGAAGGACAACUGCCUGAAGGUACACGUGUGGCUCUUAAGGUGGUGGAUCUUGAUUUUGUAAGAAAACCACACGAUUUCAGAAGAGAAGUGAAGAUUCUACGAGAUCUCAGUGAGAAGAAGAACCCACACAUUGUGCCAUUUAUAGACGCUUACAAGGAGCCCAAUGGUGAAGAUGACGUACUUGUGAUGCCCUUCUACGAAACAGAUUUGGUCUCGUUGGUGCAGCAGAGCAUGAAACGGAAAAUGAAGUUUAACUUGGAGGAUCCAUCCAAGAACAAGUUCCAGGAGCAGAACACGCUAGACUUAGACGCGUGUCGAAGAAUUCUGUUUGGCCUAGCCGAGGCUGUUCAAUUCCUUCACGAAAAUCACAUCAUCCACCGUGACAUCAAACCAGCCAAUGUGUUCAUCAGCGAUGGCUUCAAACCAGUCUUGGGUGAUUUUGGCAUAUCGUACCCUGUGGACACCCCGCCGGCGCUGGAACCGUGGAACGAGAAAGUCGGAGAUAUCGCUACAGGCUGGUACAAGCCGCCAGAGCUCUGUUUUGGCGUCACUGACUACUCGUAUGAGGUCGACCUCUGGCUGUUGGGCAUACUCGUGCUGUACUUGUACUCCAAGGAUGGGAAGCCGGUGAAUUGCGUGGUUGAUGAAGACGAGAGAGAAGAAAUGCCGGAACUCAACGAUUUUGUUUUGCUUCGAGGGUUGUUCAAAAACUUUGGAACUCCAACGGUGACAGACCAGCUGAGCGAGUUGUACUGGGCCAAGAUGGCCAGCGAGGAGUACCACUUUGUGAAGUUCAGGUAUGACGAGUACCCGAGAAAGGCAGUGAGGGAGUUGUUGCCUCGGUGUAGAGAUCCGGAUGUUCAGGCGUUGUUCAGCGGUUUGACGAGGUACGAUAACAGGGUGCUUCGAACGGAGGAUGCGCUUAUGAGGAACGGGGAUUGA
Candidozyma duobushaemuli is the source of this 993-nucleotide messenger RNA. RefSeq names its product cyclin-dependent protein kinase-activating kinase (gene CAK1). The record is from RefSeq and is a predicted model, not a curated record. The coding region runs from base 1 to 993 and encodes 330 amino acids. Lineage: Eukaryota; Fungi; Ascomycota; Pichiomycetes; Serinales; Metschnikowiaceae. Gene Ontology annotation, molecular function: cyclin-dependent protein serine/threonine kinase activity; ATP binding. The transcript has a single exon. Gene Ontology annotation, cellular component: nucleus. Gene Ontology annotation, biological process: protein phosphorylation.